AAAGGCUAUAAAGAAAAUGAAAAUCUAACGUGCUAUGUCUUAUUUCUGAGAUCUAUCAAUUUUCUUUCUUCUUCUUUUUCAAUCUGCAGUUUGAUCGGAGCUAUUCUUUUUUUUUUUAUUUAUUUAAUUUUCCGGCCGGUUCAAUGUCGUCGUCGAUGCACACAAAAACCGAUUCGGAGGCGACGAGCAGCCUGGCGCCGUCGUCGCCGAACCGGGCGGUUUAUUACGUGCAGAGCCCGUCACGUGACUCGCACGACGGCGAGAAGACGACGAACUCGUUCCACUCGACGCCGAUCCUCAGUCCGAUGGGGUCUCCGGGACGGCAGUCCCGGGACUCGUCUUCAACCAGGUACUCCGGGUCCUUGAAGCCCGGGUCUCAGAAGUCCAGCAACACCGGAUCCUCCCGGCGCCACCACCACCACCGUAAGUCCGGGAAGCCGUGGAAGGAGUUCGACGCCAUCGAGGAGGAGGGCCUCCUUGAUGACGACGGCGGCCGCCGUGGCCUGACGCGCCGCUACUAUUUCCUCGCCUUCGUUGUCGGCUUCUUUGUUCUUUUCGCCUUCUUUGCUCUCAUCCUUUGGGGGGCCAGUAGAAAUCAGACACCUGUCAUUGUCAUGAAGAGUAUUUUGUUCGAUACAUUUAUAAUUCAAGCGGGUUCGGAUUCCUCGGGCGUGGGCACGGAAAUGGUGACGAUGAACUCGACCGUCAAAUUUGUUUUCCGAAACAGGGGAACCUUCUUUGGAGUUCAUGUCACUUCUACGCCAUUGGAUCUUUCUUUCACCGAGCUCACCGUAGCAAGUGGGAUGAUGAAAAAAUUUUAUCAGUCGAGAAAAAGUCAUAAAACGGUGACUGUGUUACUCUUAGGGAACGGAAUACCACUUUACGGAGGAGGCGCCACUCUAAGUAGUAAGGAGGGUAAACCCGAGAUUCCGGUGCCGUUGAAUUUGAACUUCACAGUUCGGGCUCGGGCCUAUGUCUUGGGCCAUCUUGUGAAGCCCAAAUUUCUUAAAACGGUCCAAUGUUCGGUGGUUUUGGACCCGAAGAAAAUGAGUAUGGCCGUUCCUUUGAAGAACAAGUGUACUUAUUCCUAACGAUAUUUCAAAUUUUUUGAUGACAACACCUGGGAAACCAUAAUGGGGCGAUCUUGAACUUUGUUGAAACAUCUAGAGGUGAAGAAGGUAAAAGUGGUAAUAAUUUCGAGCAUUUUGUUAACGAUGGAACUACGUAUUGGUAUUUUCGUGGUGUUGUAAACCGAUACGAUUGUUCUAAUAUUUUGCGAUGCUAAUAAUAUGUAUGCUUGAAUCGAAUAUUGUUGUGUUGUAUGUUUGUAAUAAUUUUUGGUGUUAUCGCAUCUUUUUCAUAACUAUUUGUUUUAGACAAAAAUUGUUGUACUAGAAAAAUUGAUUU
Messenger RNA from Andrographis paniculata, 1407 nucleotides. RefSeq lists its product as uncharacterized. The transcript is spliced from 3 exons. The record is from RefSeq and is a predicted model, not a curated record. NCBI's taxonomy places the organism in Eukaryota, Viridiplantae, Streptophyta, Magnoliopsida, Lamiales, Acanthaceae. Bases 144 to 1091 code for a protein of 315 amino acids.